UACCCUGUCAGUCAAGGUGAUCUCAGCGUGUGACUCGGAAGAAACCAUGAACCAACACGUGAAAUCAUUGUGAGACAGCACGUUUAUCAUGACCAAUUUGAUUUUGGAUUGUUUGUGGCUUUUAAGACGUAUAAUUCUGACACGUACUACAUGAGGAUCCAAAAAGAAAUUAGCGACAGGUAUCUUGGAGUUCUUCCGAAAUAACAUUCAUCUUGACCUGACUGACAAAACACACGUUCGCCAACUUGGAAAGCUAGCUGGUUAGCUAAUAGCGAACUGGUUCGCAAAUACAAUAAAUUAGUAUUGCUUGAAGCAGUAUGGAAAACAUGGAUAAUCCUUCUGAGGACACCAUACAAUUUCAUGAGGACGAAGAAAUACUCGAGGUUAUUGAUCUAAGUGAUACAGAACAAACCCCAGAUGACCUGGCAGAAGAGUUAGAAGACGUGGACUUCGAAGAUGCUGGGGCAGCAGCCGACGACGAGGGUUGGGAGACAGGGGAUGAGAUGGAGGAAGCUGUAGAUGACAGUGAACUCACUUUCUCUCGUCACACUGGUUCUGUAUUCUGUGUUAGUCUGGACCCUCAAACAAACAGCUUAGCAGUGACAGGGGGAGAAGAUGACAAGGCCUACGUGUGGACUGUGAAUGAUGGAGAGGUGCUCUUUGAGUGCACAGGACACAAAGACUCAGUGACGUGUGCCACGUUCAGCCACGACUCCAAGCUUGUAGCCUCUGGAGACAUGGGUGGCCUCAUCAAAGUGUGGAAAGUGGAGAGCAAGGAAGAGAUCUGGUCCUUUGAAGUCGGAGACCUGGAGUGGUUAGAGUGGCACCCAUGUGCCCCUGUCCUGUUGGCAGGCACUGCAGAUGGAAAUGUGUGGAUGUGGAAGGUGCCAGGGGGCGACUGCAAGACCCUCCAUGGCCCCGGCUGCCAGGCAACAAGUGGCAAGAUCAUGCUAGAUGGAAAGCGAGCAGUGGUUGGUUAUGAAGAUGGCUCAGUGAGACUCUGGGACCUGAAACAGGGCAAUGCCAUCCACGUUAUUAAAGGUAUUGAUGGCCACCAGGGGGCGCUGACUUGCCUUGACACUAACAAGGACGGCUCACUAGUCCUAACGGGCUCUGUAGAUGGCCAGGCCAAGCUCAUCAACACUAUUACAGGCAAGGUUCUAUGUGCCUUCUCCAUUGAGAGUGUCAAAGCAAAAGACUCCAUGAUGGAUGAGGAGCAGUCCAACUCUGUCGAGUCAGUAGGCUUCUGCAAAGUUUUGCCCUUGGUUGCCGUGGCUUACCUGGACGGUACCCUGGCUGUCUAUGACCUUUCUACUCAGACUCUGAGACACAGGUGUCAACAUGAGGCAGGUAUAGUCCAUCUGCAGUGGGAGGAGUCCUCUUCAAUGGUGGCCACCUGCAGCCUGGAUGGUGUCGUCCGGCUUUGGGAUGCCCGCUCUGGGUCCAUGGUGUCCGAGUGCCGUGGGCAUGGUGCCGAGAUCCUGGACUUCACACUAAACAGUGAGGCCUCCAUAGUAGUGACCGCAGCAGGAGACCACAAAGCCAAGGUGUUCUGUCUCCAAAGGCCUGACCGGUAGGUAGGGAGGCACCUCCGACAGCCCUGCUCCCGCUCCCGCUCUCCUCCCACCCCUCCAGGAAAUGUCACUUGCGUCACACCACAGAUCGCUCCGUCGGGGCCCGGAGGAUGGGGUUUGCUCAUCACAGAGAGAUUUCAACACACCAAGCCCACACCUGAGGAAACGCCAAGCCCACACCUGAGGGGACGCCAAGCCCACACCUGAGGGGACGCCAAGCCCACACCUGAGGGGACAGUUCUAGGUCUCUGGCUUAUUGUGUUCUUGUCAGGAGUGUUCUUGUGAAGUAAAACCUGUUCACUAGACACAUUGGUUUGGAAAUCAUUUCAAAUUCUCUAUCAUCAAAUGGAUACAAAAUGUGACCAAUUGUAAUUGCUGUGUUCAAUUACAGGAAAAGGAACGGGGAUUUAUAUUUUCAUAUUACACACUGAAGUUAACUUAAUAUUAUGUGACCUGUUUAACUCACUGUGUGAAUAUUUGAAAUCGCAAACCCCUUUUUAAUUGUCACAGUUAUUUCCUCAUGCUUCAUUAAAAUAUUUUAUGAGUGAA
Molecule: messenger RNA, 2123 nt
Organism: Clupea harengus (Atlantic herring)
Lineage: Eukaryota; Metazoa; Chordata; Actinopteri; Clupeiformes; Clupeidae
Gene: aamp
Product: angio associated migratory cell protein
Cellular component (GO): cytosol
Molecular function (GO): protein binding
Source: RefSeq, a predicted model, not a curated record